AUGGCGUAUGUGGUCCAGCGGACGGAAGAAUAUUCGGAACUAGAGGGAGUACCAGCACAUAGUGGAGCAAGAACUUUACCGGCAGCCAGUACAACUACUCGUUCACAAACGCAGGCAAUUCCAGACUGCGAGUUCCAAAGACAGGUCCUCAAGAGCCUCAACAUACUCCGUAUGGCCAUGCAGCAACAUGGUGAACUCCUAUCAAGCCUAGUUCCCCAGCAAUCUAGUCUCGUUGAGGCUCCGUUGCUCCUGUCAGAGCCACUUGACUCUGUAGAGGAUGUUGACAACUUCGAACGGCAACUCACACCUGAUCGUCAAAAACAGUUGGUGACUGAGCUAAUGUUGCUGGGAGGAAGCUCCCUGAAAUGUGCAGUCAAAAGGAUUCUAUCCCACAUGUUCACAGACAAACUUGCACAGCUUUACAGCUGGGAAGGAAGAAAAGGAAAAUUUAAAUUUGUGGACCUUACUUUGCCAGGUCUAAUCUUGCGUGCCCUUCACGCACAGAAAAAGUUUUCGAAAGUAACAGAGUUCGAGGUGCAGGUAGUUGCCAAGGAAUGGCUGAGGCAUGCUGGUAACAGGUGUAAAAGAGCCAAAAGCAUUGAGUCUGCAGUUGCGUAAACUGCCUCAGGAGGCUACUGCGUGGGCUGCCUCAGGAAUCUACCGCAUGAACUUCCCCAGGAACAAACUGUUAGCCACACCACAGAGGCGGGGUGCCCUACUGUUCUGAGACAAGGUGGAGAAAAUCACCAAAGAAUAAGUGGAUGUGUGGUGCCCUAAGAACAGUGGACAAGCAGUGGUCUUAAAAAAACAGCUGAAUGUUGUUUGCAGCGGUUCAGUACAUUCAGUGGUAUCUUUCUUGUUUUGACCAGUUACAUAUGGCUAAUUAGUACUCAUUGUGUGUUUUGAAUGAUAUUGGUCUGAAUGCCUUGUCAAUUGAAAAGUUGCAGCUCACAGACACCACUAAGGUGACUCCAAUUCCGCCAACUUGUCUGUACUUGAUUUUUUUUUCAAAAAGCUUUUGAAUGAACACUGAUUAGAAGUGUAUAACUCUCACCUUAUAAUUUACAACUGCAAAAUAAUUCUGCUGCGUGAAAAAAGCAAUAUGUGCCACAUAACUGCCAAUGCAUGAUCUGCUUGUGGACUUUUACUGCAGUGUUUAUUCUAGCAAAGGAUACCUUUGAAUGUGUUAAUAAGAUGGUCGACCUCCCCAUUUUUUUCUUUCAAAUA
Ornithodoros turicata is the source of this 1227-nucleotide messenger RNA. RefSeq lists its product as uncharacterized. The coding region runs from base 1 to 618 and encodes 205 amino acids. The transcript is spliced from 7 exons. Lineage: Eukaryota; Metazoa; Arthropoda; Arachnida; Ixodida; Argasidae. The record is from RefSeq and is a predicted model, not a curated record.